UUCAGUCUUCAUUUAUAAUGUGUAUCUUUGUAAUUUUUAUUCUACUAAUACAAGAGAUAAACAAUUUAUUCAUUCUAGAACGAUAUCUCGUAAAACUAUGUAUUUAUCGAUGAUAUAUUCUCUUUACAGCCAUCAUUCCAUUUGGCCGAAUCUUCCUAACAUUUUAAUCUUCAAUAAUCCCCUGACCGCUUAAAUAUGCUAAUUGAGAACAGACCGCUGCAGAUGCGUGUUCAACUAAUAUUAUUUGCGCGAGUGUCAUUCAGUACGAUCGUCAGUGUUCUUAGUUCUUACUCUUGUGUAUACACGAUGAAGUUCAGCGUAGAAUCUACUGCUUCGUAUAACAGCAUUCAUCCAGCUUACCAUUAUACUGAGCAGUUUGCUAAUAAUGGCGAAACUUAUCGAGAUAGUACUAAAUGGUACGGUGUAUUCUUAGCGUUCCUAUCAGGAACUUUUUUUACUAUCAGCUCUGCUUUAGUCAAGGCGGUCCGUAACGUAGAUCCUAUGAUUCUACUGGCUAUUCGUGCUCUCGUGCAAAUUUUAGCAAUGGCCAUUGUAGUCUGUAAAUCGUCCAGCAAUAUCACGGGUCCUUCUGGUCAAAGACUGCUUAUACAUUUUCAGGGCAUAGUGGGUGGCAUGACAUUGUCGUUGCUAUAUUACAGCUUUAGAGAAUUACCUCUAGGUGAUGCUACCACAAUCAUCUUCAGUUCGCCAGUGAUUGUAAUUACUCUUUCUUUCCUUUUUCUAAAGGAACCUUGUGGUGUUCUGCGAAUAAUAGUAGUUUGCACUCUCUUUGGUGGUGUUGUUUUAGUUGCCAGGCCACCAUUCUUAUUUCAGAUGCAUCAUGCCGAACACUAUAACCUUAUGGGAUAUGUAUGUGCUCUCCUGGCAACCCUCUUUACAGCUCUCAAUCUUGUUAUGAGAAAAUGUUCGGAGAUACACUACUCCAUUAUAGUUCUGAAUUUGUCAAGUUGGUCAUUUGCUGCCGCUGUAUUUUAUAUCGUGGUAUCUGGCGGUUAUGAGCACAAACUAAAAUUGCCACAUGAUUAUUUCACUUGGAUCCAAAUCUGUUGGUGGCAUGUACCGGCCUUAUGGGGCAGGUAUUAAGUAACGAAGGCGUUAAAAAUUGAAAGUGCAGGUAAAGUCUCAGUCACAAGAUCACUGGAUAUAUUUUUGGCGUAUAUGAUUCAAGUAUAUCUCUUCGGCGAAAAACCUACAUCGACUAGUGUAAUAGGCGCGGUUCUAAAUUUUUCUGUCGUUUGUAUGGGUUUCGAGAAAGAAAUAUAUUCUAUUUGCGACUUUAUUCCCUAG
Harpegnathos saltator (Jerdon's jumping ant) is the source of this 1308-nucleotide messenger RNA. Its product is annotated as solute carrier family 35 member G1. Gene Ontology annotation, cellular component: membrane. The record is from RefSeq and is a predicted model, not a curated record. Lineage: Eukaryota; Metazoa; Arthropoda; Insecta; Hymenoptera; Formicidae.